Ziziphus jujuba (common jujube) is the source of this 2233-nucleotide messenger RNA. RefSeq names its product laccase-4. The coding region runs from base 138 to 1808 and encodes 556 amino acids. Gene Ontology annotation, biological process: lignin catabolic process. The record is from RefSeq and is a predicted model, not a curated record. Gene Ontology annotation, molecular function: copper ion binding; hydroquinone:oxygen oxidoreductase activity. Lineage: Eukaryota; Viridiplantae; Streptophyta; Magnoliopsida; Rosales; Rhamnaceae. Gene Ontology annotation, cellular component: apoplast. The transcript has 6 exons.
AACAAGCUAGAAAAAAGCAAAAAAAACCCUCCCCUCUCAAAAGUUCUACUACUAACUACUAUAGGUCUCUGAGUUACAGAGACAUAUAUAGAGAAAGAGAAAAACAAAAAGGAAGCUGAGAAAAGUAGCACUCAGAAAUGGACUCUUGGGCUCGGUUUCUGGUUCUUGUGGUUUGCUUUUUUCCGGCUUUGGUUGAAUGCAGAGUUCGAAACUACAAGUUCAAUGUGGUAUUAAGAAAUAGCACCAAACUAUGUUCCACCAAGCAAAUCGUCACCGUUAACGGCAAAUUCCCAGGUCCCACUCUCUAUGCCAGAGAAGACGACAACGUUAUUGUCAAAGUCGUCAACCACGUUAAAUACAACGUCUCCAUCCAUUGGCACGGAGUCCGGCAGAUCAGAACAGGUUGGUCCGACGGACCAGCAUACAUCACACAGUGCCCAAUCCAGCCAGGACAGAGCUACAUCUACAACUUCACUCUCACCGGCCAACGUGGCACGCUUCUGUGGCACGCUCAUAUUCUCUGGCUCAGAUCCACCGUUCAUGGCGCUCUCGUUAUCCUCCCAAAGCGCGGUGUUCCUUAUCCCUUCCCUGCUCCUCACAAGGAAGUCGUCAUCGUUCUAGCUGAGUGGUGGAAAGCUGAUACUGAGAACGUUAUCAAUCAAGCUCUCAAGGCUGGUUUAGCACCCAAUGUUUCUGAUGCUCAUACAAUCAAUGGCCAUCCUGGACCAGUCUCAAACUGUUCUUCCCAAAAAGGGUAUACGUUGCCAGUUCAAAGUGGCAAGACGUAUUUGCUGAGAAUAAUCAACGCUGCGCUCAAUGAGGAGCUUUUCUUCAAGAUUGCCGGCCACAAACUCACGGUGGUGGAAGUGGAUGCCCUAUACGUUAAGCCUUUCAAGAUCGACACCAUCCUCGUCGCACCUGGCCAAACCACCAACGUCCUCCUGACCGCCGAUCAGAACUCCGGCAAAUACCUGGUCGCCGCCUCUACUUUCAUGGACUCCCCCAUCGCGGUCGACAACGUCACCGCCACCGCCACUCUUCAUUACUCCGGCACUCUCUCCACCACCCAGACCACUCCCACCAAGACUCCUCCAAUCAACGCUACCCAAGUGGCUAACAACUUCACCAACUCCCUCAAGAGCUUGAAUUCCAAGAAAUAUCCUGCUCAAGUACCCUUGAAGAUCGAUCACCACCUGUUUUUCACCGUCGGUUUGGGAGUCAAUCCCUGUCCCACCUGCAAAGCCGGCAACGGAAGCAGAGUCGUGGCCAGUGUCAACAAUGUCACUUUCGUGAUGCCAACCACGGCCCUUCUUCAGGCUCAUUUCUUCAAUAUCAGUGGGGUCUUCACCACCGAUUUUCCGGCGAACCCGCCUCACAGCUAUAACUUUUCCGGCGCACCGCCGACCAAUUUGCAGACCACCAACGGCACCAAAGUUUAUAGACUGGCGUACAACUCCACGGUUCAGCUGAUUUUGCAAGAUACCGGAAUCAUAGCACCGGAGAACCAUCCUGUUCAUCUUCAUGGAUUCAAUUUCUUCCAAGUUGGUAGAGGAAUUGGGAAUUACAAUGCAACUACGGAUUCGAAGAAUUUUAAUCUUGUUGAUCCUGUUGAAAGGAACACCAUUGGCGUACCUUCUGGUGGUUGGGUUGCCAUAAGAUUCCGUGCUGACAAUCCAGGAGUUUGGUUCAUGCAUUGUCAUCUUGAAGUUCAUACAACGUGGGGGUUAAAGAUGGCAUUCUUGGUGGACAACGGGAAAGGACCUAACCAAUCACUUUUACCACCUCCAAAGGAUCUUCCGAAAUGUUAAAAUUCAUUGAAAAAAAAUAAAAGAAUGAAAAAAGUACAGAAAAUUAAUUCAUAACAAAGAUGGCAGAGAGAUCGACCUCCGGAUUGGGAAAAAGGAGUAAUGGACAUAAAGAAAGUAAUAGAGGAAAAGGAAGACGAAAGAAUUGUUUGAAUAAAGAUAAUAAUGAUAUCAUAAAUUCCAAUAUUGUUUCUUGAGUGAAUGGGAAGGAAUAUUUGCUCAAGCAGGUUUUAAAAUAAAUAUUGCUACGAGCAAUUUUGAUUGUUGAAAAGCAUGAAGAAAAAGACUUUUUUUUUUUUUUGGAGGGCCUAAUGUAUUUAAAUCAUAAGGGAUGUGUAAGUUUUUGUCAUAUUUUGUGAAAGUUCCUACAAUACUUGCUUGUAUAUUAAUCAAUUUGUCCAAAGUGCUUUCGUUCGUUUUGGUUUUUA